This is a messenger RNA of Theileria parva strain Muguga, 908 nucleotides long. RefSeq names its product putative integral membrane protein. The record is from RefSeq and is a predicted model, not a curated record. Gene Ontology annotation, biological process: heterophilic cell-cell adhesion; establishment or maintenance of epithelial cell apical/basal polarity. NCBI's taxonomy places the organism in Eukaryota, Apicomplexa, Aconoidasida, Piroplasmida, Theileriidae. Bases 216 to 908 code for a protein of 230 amino acids. Gene Ontology annotation, cellular component: plasma membrane; protein-containing complex. The transcript has 4 exons.
AGAUAGUCUAUAUACUAGACUUUUGAAUAAUUUAAUUGUUAAUUAUUGUAUAUUUAUGUCUUUCUUUUGUUGUUUGUGAGAAGAAUCCAACAAUUUCCGUAACUUCAAAUGGGUACACAUUUCCCUGUAAUCCCCAAACAUCUCAACUAUUAGUUUUAGCUUAAUUCAUCUGAAUUCACCGUAAUUUAUCUUAAUAUCAUAAAUUUUCCCGAUUGAUGCGAAUAUUUGAUGUUAGAAUUGGGAAAAUAAUUUUAUUGAUAUUGUAUAAUAUUAGUUUCGUUGUUUGUGAAGUGGAAUGCGAUGAUGAUCAUAAGUGCCAAGAAGGAUCGAAAUGUGUUAAAAUCACUUUAGGCCAAAAUAGUUACAAUUUAUGCGUUUGCGCCCCUGGAUUCACAGGCUGGGAUUGUUCAACUCCUAUCGAUUACUGUAAUAAACACUGUAGACCCCUACAAACCGGAGUUUCCUGUAAACACACACUCUGCAAUCAAGGACAAUGUAUAAAUUUGGAGGAGAGUCCCUAUUAUAGAUGUGAUUGCGGUGCAUUUUAUAAGGGCGAGAACUGUGAAAUUGAGGAUAACCCCUGUAGUUAUCAGCGUAAUAAUCCUUGCGGGAACGGAGAUUGCGAAUUCGUACCCGGAAUCUACCAAAUCAACUGUAAAUGCCAUCCCGGAUGGACCACCACACCUAACCAAAUCAAUACCAAAUAUACCUGGAAUGGUGUCGAUGUUCACAUGACUCCACCCUGUCUAGAGGAAUUGAAGAAAGGAAUAACUGGUAGUGCUCCGAUACUUGGCCCAAACGCUAAGGUAGCUUGGUACGUGGUUUUAAUAGUUUCUUGUAUUCUCUUUGUAUGGUUUACGGCGACGACACUCUAUGAAUUACUCGGGAAGAAAAAAGACUCGACCUGA